AUGUCCUUGGCUAAGCUCCCUCUCUUAUGUUCGGGCUUGAUCACGACGUAUAUCAUCCAGACGCCUCCGCAAGCUCGGGUUCUCGCAACUGAACGAGCCAAGGAUGUCGGGUUGCAUGAACGAUACCUGUCGACCUCUGCUCGCAUGAACGUUGAGAUCAUAAAGGUCUGCACAUCAAUACCUUUGCUGGUCGAAGCAGCCGUGAUACUCGGAAAUCGCUUUCCCUCACACACGGUUUCGCGGUGGAUCCUCCGCGUCCUUGCAUCCAACAAACCAGGCCUCGUUCAACGCCUCGUCCUGUCGCCGACCUUCCUCGCAGCCUGCGCGAUCGGUGUCGCGGGCGGUGCACUCCGCUACCGGUGCUACCGCACGCUCGGUCGCUUCUUCACGCUCGAGCUCGCCGUCCACAGGGGCCACAAACUUGUUACCGAAGGCCCUUAUCGCUACGUGCGCCAUCCGAGCUACACCGCUUGGUCGGUCGGCAGCGUUGGUGUCUGCCUUAUGUCCGUCACGCGCGGCUCGUGGUUCCGCGAGUCUGGGCUGCUGGAGACGCAGUGGGGACGAACGGCGUUUGCGUUUUGUGCCCUGUACAUCUUGUACGGCACCGUAGGUUUGACGGUGCGUGCGCCUACGGAAGAUGAAAUGUUGCGGAGGGAGUUCGGGGAAGAGUGGGAGGCAUACGCCAGACGAGUGCCAUAUAGGCUAGUACCCUACGUCUUUUGA
This is a messenger RNA of Fomitopsis serialis, 723 nucleotides long. RefSeq lists its product as uncharacterized. NCBI's taxonomy places the organism in Eukaryota, Fungi, Basidiomycota, Agaricomycetes, Polyporales, Fomitopsidaceae. The record is from RefSeq and is a predicted model, not a curated record. Gene Ontology annotation, molecular function: protein C-terminal S-isoprenylcysteine carboxyl O-methyltransferase activity. The transcript is spliced from 2 exons. Gene Ontology annotation, cellular component: membrane. Bases 1 to 723 code for a protein of 240 amino acids. Gene Ontology annotation, biological process: C-terminal protein methylation.